This is a messenger RNA of Pneumocystis murina B123, 2330 nucleotides long. RefSeq lists its product as hypothetical. The coding region runs from base 267 to 2330 and encodes 687 amino acids. Gene Ontology annotation, molecular function: ATP binding; protein serine/threonine kinase activity; protein tyrosine kinase activity. Gene Ontology annotation, cellular component: cytoplasm; nucleus. The transcript is spliced from 8 exons. NCBI's taxonomy places the organism in Eukaryota, Fungi, Ascomycota, Pneumocystomycetes, Pneumocystales, Pneumocystaceae. Gene Ontology annotation, biological process: peptidyl-threonine phosphorylation; peptidyl-serine phosphorylation. The record is from RefSeq and is a predicted model, not a curated record.
UUAAGCUAGGAAAAUUUUGAUAAAAAAAUCCAAGAAAAAACGGAAAUAAGGAAGACAAUACAAGGCUAUACAGAGUUUUCUGUUAGAAAAAAGCCAAGUUAUUCUUUAUUAAAAUCCUAAAAAAAAUUAAAUAAAAAUUUAAAGAUUUUUAAAUUUAAAAGACAAAAAGAAUAUUUUAAAAACGAAUAGUUAAUAGCGAGCAUUAAUAAGAGAAUUUUCUAUUUUGGAUUUUUUUUUAAAAAUUAUUUAAUUAAUCUGUUUUUAUAAUGAACAAAAACGUAUCUCAACCAUAUUCAUUUUAUUCAGCGACUAAUGAUGAUUUUUUUUUAAAAAAUUAUAACCUAAAUGAAAGGAAAUCAAAUGAAAUAUUGAAUGAUAAAAAGAAAAAGAUUAAUUUAACGAAUUAUACAAAUUCUCCUAUAAAACAAAAUUCUUACUUAAGCUUACAAAGAAACAAAUUAAAUAAAUCUAAGAUUUUUAAUAAAAAAAUUGAAAAUUCAAUAAUUUUCUCAAAAAAAUUAUCUAUCAAUAACGAACAAUAUACACCUUAUUAUAAUCUUUCAUCACAACAAUGUUCGACACAUAUAAAAACAUCAUCAAUACUAAAUAAUAGAAGAUCACUUCAUUUAUAUCAUACAUCCGGGAUUUGGAUGGAUUGGAAGCAGCCUUUUUAUUCAUUGAAUCAAUCAAACAUUGAAAAAUCUAGUUUUUUUCAUAAUUCUAGUCCAUUUGAUUCUUGUACAUCCAAAAAUUUAUCAUUAAAUAUGCAAUAUUCUUCAAUAGAUAACAAUCUGGAUUUAAAGUCAUCAUUAAGAUCUUUUAGUGAUUCUAUAGCCAUUUCGAAUAAUUUUAAAUUACCUGAAAAAUCACCAAAAAAAUCUUUUAAAUGUGAAAAUGUUUCAGAAUUUGAACCAUUAUCAAAAAGAAGUUCUUUUUCAAACUUAUUAUCGGAUUUUUGUUCUAUAAAAUUAGAACCGAAUCUUUCAAAAGAAAAGAAAUACCCUUUACUUAGAAAAAUGGAUCAUCAAGGAAAACCUAUUAGCCUUUUACAUGCUUCAACGAUAUAUUUAACUGAAAUUUUUAAAAUGUGUAAUCCAAAAUUUGACUAUGAAUCAUAUAAAAAUCCUAAAAGAGUUCUUACGAAACCUAGCAAAGGUAUAAAAAAUGACGGAUAUGAUAAUGAAGAUAAUGACUAUAUUUUAUAUGUUAAUGAUAUAUUGGGCUCCGAUAAAGGCCAUAGAUAUUUAAUACUCGAUAUUUUGGGACAAGGCACAUUUGGGCAAGUUGUUAAAUGUAAAAAUAUGCAAACUCAAGAAAUUGUAGCGGUAAAAGUUAUAAAAAAUAAACCUGCUUAUUUUAAUCAAAGUAUGAUGGAGAUAACUAUAUUAGAUCUAUUAAACAAAAAAAUUGAUAAAUCAAGAAAACAUAAUAUUUUACAAUUAAAAGACACGUUUAUUCAUAAAAAGCAUCUUUGCAUUGUUUCUGAACUUCUCAGUCUAAAUUUAUAUGAACUUAUAAAACAGAAUCAAUUUAAGGGACUAAGCACAAAUUUAGUUAGGAUUUUUGCAAUUCAAAUACUAGAUGCAAUGAUUGUUUUAAAUGAGGCAAAAAUAAUUCACUGUGAUUUGAAACCUGAAAAUAUUCUUUUAAACAAUUUAGAAACUCCUGUAAUUAAGAUUAUUGAUUUUGGCUCAGCGUGUUAUGAAAGACAGACUAUAUAUACAUAUAUUCAAUCAAGAUUUUAUAGAAGUCCAGAAAUUUUGCUUGGUUUACCAUAUUCAUCGUCAAUUGAUAUAUGGUCUUUUGGAUGUAUCGUGGCUGAAUUAUUUCUUGGUCUUCCUCUUUUUCCUGGUACUUCUGAAUAUAACCAAAUAUUUAGAAUUAUAGAAAUGCUAGGAAUGCCUCCCCCCUGGAUGAUAGAAAUGGGAAAACAAUCAAGUGAUUUUUUUGAGAAAAUUGUAGACGAUACAGGUCUUAAAGUAUAUUGUUUGAAAACUAUGGAACAAUAUGCAAAAGAACACAAUACAACAGAAGUACCAAAUAAAAAAUAUUUUUCUGCUUCUACAUUACCGGAAAUAAUAAAAACAUACCCUAUGCAAAAGAAAUUUUCAAAAUCAGACAUAGAUGAAGAAUUAGCUUUGCGUAUAAUUUUAAUCGAUUUUUUAACAGGUUUAUUAAAUAUCAAUCCUUUAGAACGCUGGUCGCCUCAACAAGCUAAAAUGCAUCCAUUUAUAUUAGGAAAGGAGUUUUCUAGAAAUUAUACCCCUUCUGUUAAUUUAAAAUCUCCUACAAAAAAUUCUCAACAACAAAACUAUUUAAACCUUUUUUAA